AUGAGCAUGUCGAACUACACGCAAGUUGAGGAAUUCAUUCUUCUUGGACUUACCAGCCUGCCAAAUAUUCAGAUAAUCUUGUUUGUAAUAUUUUUACCGUGUUAUAUUAUAUCACUAAAAGGUAAUAUAGCCAUCAUUAUAAUCAGUAGAAUAAACUCCACACUUCAUACACCUAUGUAUUUCUUCUUGAGUCACUUGUCAUUUUUGGACAUCUGGCACACAACAGUUAUCGUUCCUGUAAUGCUCGUACACUUUUUGUCCAUAAGAAAAAGCAUAUCUUUUGCUGGAUGUGCCAGUCAGAUGUUCAUUCAUCUUUCUCUAGGAGGGACGGAGUGCUACCUCUUGUUGUCAAUGGCCUAUGACCGGUAUGUGGCUAUAUGUACCCCAUUACACUACACUAAUAUUAUGCAUCUCGCCUUGUGCAUUAAGAUGGCAGCUGGUUCAUGGAUUGGCGGCAUAUUAAACUCUAUUAUACAUACAGUCUUUGCACUGCAAUUGCCGUUUUGUGGUCCCAAUGUAAUAAAUCACUUCUUCUGUGAGGUUCCUUCAGUACUGGAGUUGGCCUGUGCAGAUACAUCUGUUAAUAAGACCGUUAUUUUCUUCUUUGCUAUGUUGGUGGUGAUGGGUCCAUUUUUCCUUAUACUCAUUACUUAUGGAUAUAUCAUAUCCAGCAUACUGAAGAUAAGCACAUCUGUGGGGCAAAAGAAGGCCUUCUCCACUUGUGCGUCACAUAUUAUAGUUGUAUCCCUGUUUUAUGGCACCAUCAUAUUUAUGUAUAUGAGACCAGGAUCAACCCAUGUAGUGAACCAAGACAAGAUGGCCUCCUUGUUCUACAGUGUAAUAGCCCCAAUGCUGAAUCCUUUGAUAUACACCUUGAGGAACAAAGAUGUGAUAGGAGCAUUUACUGACUUGACAAGAAGAACGAUUGUGUCAGACAAAGGAUAUGGACAUUAA
Messenger RNA from Bufo bufo (common toad), 954 nucleotides. Its product is annotated as olfactory receptor 2B6-like. Lineage: Eukaryota; Metazoa; Chordata; Amphibia; Anura; Bufonidae. The transcript has a single exon. Gene Ontology annotation, cellular component: membrane. The record is from RefSeq and is a predicted model, not a curated record. The coding region runs from base 1 to 954 and encodes 317 amino acids. Gene Ontology annotation, biological process: G protein-coupled receptor signaling pathway. Gene Ontology annotation, molecular function: G protein-coupled receptor activity; olfactory receptor activity.